Molecule: messenger RNA, 2349 nt
Organism: Naumovozyma castellii
Lineage: Eukaryota; Fungi; Ascomycota; Saccharomycetes; Saccharomycetales; Saccharomycetaceae
Gene: GEF1
Product: Gef1p
Exons: 1
Coding region: 1-2349 (782 amino acids)
Source: RefSeq, a predicted model, not a curated record
AUGUCAAAAUCAUAUCAACACCUAGAGAGAGAGGAGCUUAAUAACGAUGAUAUUAGUGAAAACAAUGAGAGUAUACAGGAUGUACCAGAGUUGAAAAAUUUCGAUCAAUUUACUACUAUUGACAGAAUGACUGAAGAAGACAUUGUGAUUAACUAUACCAACACUGAUAGAAAAUACCUGACCACUAAGUUCGGCAGAUUCAGAAAAUUAUUCUGGGAGAAAGGAAAAAUGGUUAUAACAUUAACAUGUAUUGCUCUUACUAUUGGAUGUAUAGCAGGUUUUCUUCAAAUAUUUACCGAAACGUUGGUCAAUUGGAAAACAGGCCAUUGUGACAGAAAUUGGAUAUUAAAUAAAUCCUUUUGUUGCAGUAUAACGGCUACUGAACAGAAUGAGAAACGAGACUUUUUCCUGGAUAAAAGGCAGGAAUUACAAUGUAUAGACCAAGGAUUAUGGAUAAAUUGGUCUGGUGCGAUAUCACCUUUUCUCAUAUUCGUGAUCCUUUCCGUGUUAUUUGCCCUCAUAAGUACUCUACUGGUCAAAUAUUUUGCCCCAAUGGCGACAGGAUCUGGUAUUACGGAAAUCAAAGUCUGGGUUUCUGGUUUUGAAUACAGAUCAGACUUUUUGGAUGGUAUGACAUUGAUUGUGAAAAGUAUAGCUCUUCCGCUUGCAAUCUCGGCGGGCUUAAGCAUAGGUAAGGAGGGUCCUUCAGUUCAUUAUGCAACUUGUUGUGGCUAUAUUAUAACCAAUUGGCUCCUAAAAGAUUCUCUGACGUACUCGAACCAAUUUGAAUAUUUGACUGCCGCAAGUGGUGCUGGUGUUGCUGUUGCAUUUGGUGCUCCAAUAGGUGGGGUAUUAUUUGGUAUAGAGGAAAUUGCCUCUUCUGCAGAAUUUAACACUUCUACUUUAUGGAAAUCUUACUACGUCGCUUUGGUGGCAGUAACCACGUUAAAAUGUAUCAACCCUUUUAGAAAUGGUAAAAUUAUUCAAUUUAACGUUACAUAUGACCAAGAUUGGAGAGUUACUGAAAUUCCUGUAUUUAUAAUAUUGGGUAUCUUUGGAGGUCUUUAUGGGAAGUAUAUUAGCAAAUGGAACAUUUCUUAUGUUAACUUCCGUCGAAAGUAUUUGGCGUCAUAUCCUACCCAAGAAGUAAUCAUUUUAGCUAUUAUUACAGCCUUAAUUUCAUAUUUCAAUGAAUUCCUAAAAUUAGAUAUGACAGAGAGUAUGGGUAUUUUAUUCCAUGAAUGUGUUGAGGACUACGCAAGUGACGAUAGCUCAGUAUUUGCUCACAGUUUAUGUUAUUUAGAUGAGAAUACACAUGUUAUAAGUUUCUUGAAGAUGCUAUUAUCAUUGUGCUUUGCUACUAUAAUAAGAUCCCUCUUAGUUAUAAUUUCUUAUGGUUGUAGAGUUCCAGCAGGUAUUUUCGUACCAUCUAUGGCGGUUGGGGCAACUUUUGGUAGAGCAUUAAGUUUGAUUGUUGAACGUUUCUUUAGUGGAGCUGGUGUGAUUACCCCAGGUACUUAUGCAUUCCUAGGUGCAGCCGCUGCCCUAUGUGGUAUUACCAAUUUGACAUUAACUGUUGUGGUCAUUAUGUUUGAACUAACCGGUGCUUUCAUUUAUAUUAUCCCAACUAUGAUCGUUGUUGCUAUCACAAGAAUGAUAUUGAGUAAUUCAGGGGUUUCAGGAGGGAUUGCUGAUCAGAUGAUCACUGUUAAUGGAUUCCCAAUGUUGGAAUACCAGUGGGAAGAUGAAACAUUUAUGGAUAAUUACAUCGCCGAGGACAUAAUGUCCCAAAAAUUGGUCACAUUGAAGGAAACCAUGUAUCUUUCUGAAAUUGAAGCUUUAAUGUAUGACUCCAAUGCUACAAAGAUAGUUCAUGGAUUCCCAAUCAUUAAGGAUGGUGAUGAAUAUGAAAAUGACAAAAAGUGCGUUGGCUACGUAUUGAGGAGGCAUCUGGCGUCUAAGUUAUUGAUGCAAGAUAUUAACAGCUCUGAGGCUAAUAUUACUUUAGUUCAUUUUACCAAGUCGUCAAUCGAUUUGCAAAAUACAUCUUCCGAAAACGGUAUCGUUGUUAGCUUCCAAGACAUUGUAAACACAUCGCCCAUCACUGUUAAACCGGAAGUGCCUACCUCGCUGUUAUUCAAAAUGUUUAAGCAAAUGGGCUGCAAAACUAUCAUUAUUGAAAAAGAUGGCUUUUUAAAAGGGCUUGUAACGAGUAAAGAUAUUUUGAAGUUUGAAAGAACAAAAGCCAGAGAGAUAAUAGGUCCAAAAUAUACUUACAACGAGCAUUUAAAUCAAGCAUUCUGGUCAAUAUUGCAGCCUAUUAUAAACCGAUUCUCUAAGAAGCAAUAA